ACUUAUUUACGUUUGUUUAAUGGAAAGUUAGUGCUAGUGCUUAGCUUUGCGUUCAUUGUUGCGUUUGUGACAGUGCGUUUUGCAGAUUGAAUAAUAAUUUUUAGAUUACAAAUUAUAUCUACAAUUAAAUUAUUUCCUUCCACUAUUAAAAGUAUGCUACUGCAGUGAAACUAUAUAAUAGUCCAUAAUGUUGUCUAUGAGUGAAGCCAGCGCUUUACCCGGUGGUGUCGGUAUGUUGGGACCAUUUGACAGCCUAUACGAGCAACCGAAGCCUAGAUUCAUUUUCAAAAUGCCUAGAGUCGUACCUGAUCAAAAACAUAAAUUCGAGACCGACGAGUUAUUCAGACGCCUUAGCCGUGAAAGUGAAGUCAGAUAUACUGGUUACAGAGAUCGUCCACAGGAAGAACGUCAAAUUAGGUUUCAAAAUGGUUGUCGCGAAGGACACACCGAAAUUGCUUUUGUGGCUACCGGUACAAAUAUUCAAUUGGUAUUCAAUACGUCGUCAAAUGGUUAUCAUCACCACCAUCACCACAAUCAUCAUCAACAACAUAUGCCAAAUAGUUCGAGUAAUACGACCAUUCGCGAAACAGACUUCGAUAAAGAACACGGCAAAGUGCAUUUACGAUCACAUUUAAUUAUGAAUGGAGUCUGCGUUUGCUGGCGCGGUUGGAUGGACUUGGAAAGAUUGGACGGCGUCGGUUGUUUGGAAUUUGAUGAAGAACGGGCAGCUGUCGAAGACGCUUUGCUUCGGGAUCAAAUCGAAAGAUAUAAUCAAAGACUUCGUGAAUUUGAAGAACGCCAAAGAUCGUAUCGAGGUGGUGCGAUGUCCUCGCAUCCAGAACGUACUGGAAAUAAUGGCAGUGGUGGCAAUGGUAGUGCAGGUGGAAAUGGUCAACCCCUAGAAAUAUUCAAUCACGGAUAAACACACAUUUGAAAUCAAUAUAGAAAUUUUUUCAAAUUGUUCCAUAACUGGCGAAGAAAACUGGAAGUUCGUUUUACGAAGAAUGCCAAAGGCACGGAUGCCAUUUUUUGUCGCUGUAUUGUGUUUGAUAUACGUAUGGUUUUUUAUUCGCUGCCAUAAGGCGAUUGAUUUCUAAUUCUUGUACUUGAGCUGUUAUUCUUUUGUUUUUUUUCUUGUCAAAAUGCAAUGUAAUUUUAGUCUCGUGUGUUUGUUUGUACAUAAUUUAGGAUGUUAUUUAUAAGCUUGUCUUAUAAAUGAAGUGCGAUAGAAUUUGUGUUUUUCUCUCAGUGUGAAUUUUCACGAGUAUUAGUGCUCUACCUUCCUGUAUGGAUCAAAACGUUUUCAUUUUUAAAAUAUUUUUUUCUAUCCUACUUCCGAGAUGUAUAUAAGUAUAAGUAGGUAGGUACAUGUGAAUUUUAGUAUGUUGCAUAGGUACAAAGUAUUCGUAACGUCGAAUAAAAAGUUAUAUUAAAUAGGCUUCCAAACUUUUUUGGGGUCAAAAAUAUAUUUUUAUAAAAAUAU
Messenger RNA from Planococcus citri (citrus mealybug), 1483 nucleotides. RefSeq names its product protein big brother-like. Gene Ontology annotation, cellular component: nucleus; core-binding factor complex. Gene Ontology annotation, molecular function: transcription coactivator activity; sequence-specific DNA binding. Gene Ontology annotation, biological process: regulation of transcription by RNA polymerase II. Bases 188 to 922 code for a protein of 244 amino acids. The transcript is spliced from 7 exons. The record is from RefSeq and is a predicted model, not a curated record. NCBI's taxonomy places the organism in Eukaryota, Metazoa, Arthropoda, Insecta, Hemiptera, Pseudococcidae.